This is a messenger RNA of Hepatospora eriocheir, 1068 nucleotides long. Lineage: Eukaryota; Fungi; Microsporidia; Hepatosporidae. The record is from the annotation of a GenBank genome assembly.
AUGACAAUAGAAUUUAUAAAAGAUUGUACUAAAUCACAUUUUGUUAAUGAAAUGAGUUGUAUAUUUGAAAAAGUAGAUGUUUUAAGUAAAACAAAACUUAAAUGUUCUUGGAAAGAAGUUUAUCAUCUAAAGUUAAAUAAGAUUUAUGAUUAUACACCAGGAGAUGCUAUUGGUAUUUUAACACCAAAUUCUGAAGAAAUAGUACAAAAUCUAAUGUAUUUAUGUAACUGGGAUAAUGUUUAUGUUAAAGUAAACAACAUUGGAUUAGAUUCGUUUAAAUACAUUGGAUCAUUGAAAGAAUUGCUUGUUAAUCACAUUGAUUUAAAAUCAGCACCACGUAAGAAAGAAUUGAAAGCGUUAUUAAAAACAGCUGAAGAUAAAGAAGGAUUAACUAAACUCAUAGAAGAUGUAAAUGAGUAUAAGAAAUUUCUUUUAAGUUAUCCAACCAUAUUAACAUUUAUUGAAAAGUUUAAAGCUAAACCAACUAUAGAAGAUUUUCUAUCAUCUUGUAGUACAAUAACUCCAAGAUUUUAUUCUUUAAUAAAUAAAAAAUCUGAACAUUUAGAAGUGAUUAUUGGAAUUGAAAAACAUAAAGAUUUGAACACUCCAUUUGGUCUCAAGUAUGGACAUUGUUCAGAAUUUAUAAAGACACAAGAAAUUGAUUCUUUACAAAUUUGUUUUAAAAAGUCAAUUUUAUUAUCAAAUUUAAACAAAUCAAUUAAUCAAAAUACAGAACUUAUAAGUUUCUGUACUGGGACUGGUAUAACUCCUUUUAUAUCUUUUUAUAAAAAUUAUACUUUUUCUAAAUUAAAAUUACAUUAUGGUUUUAGAAAUAAUGAAGAUGACUUGUCUAAACUAUUCUUAAAUGAAUUAGAGAAUAUUAUACAGUAUAAAAGUUCUGAUAAACAGUAUCUAAACAAUCAAAUUAAUAUUAAAAACAUUCAUGAUAAUUUGUAUAUUUUUGUAUGUGGAAAUAUGAAGAUGCAAAAAGAUGUGUUUAUGAUAAUUAAAAGGUUAUAUCCUGAGUUAGUUAAAAGUAAAAGAAUAUAUUUUGAAAAUUGGAAGUAA